Molecule: messenger RNA, 798 nt
Organism: Stylonychia lemnae
Lineage: Eukaryota; Ciliophora; Spirotrichea; Sporadotrichida; Oxytrichidae
Source: the annotation of a GenBank genome assembly
AUGGGACCAUAGAUUGAUCCUUAAUUGUAGCAAGAUGAUGAAUUAAAUUUUCUGCUGAGUCCUGCCCAAUCUUAUCCACCUGAUUCAAUUGACAAUUUUUUUAUUUGCAAGGUCUGCCUCUAAGUUAUUUAAGAUCCUAAGGAGUGUAGCAAAUGCUAAACUGCCUUUUGUGGAAAAUGUAUUGAUGAUUGGGUAAAGUCACUAUAAAGAUAAAGAAAUAAAGGGAUCAACUGUCCAAUCAGAUGUGAAGAUGUUGAAUUCAAAGAAAUUCAUAGAUUUGCUAACGAGAGAUUAAAAUAAACUUAAUUCAAAUGUUCAUAUAUUGGCUGUCAACAGGUCAAUACCUAUGAAUUGGCUAUAAAGCACUCUGAGAUUUGUGAUUACAGAGUCAUAAAAUGCGCAUGCGAAUAGACAUACCAGCUUGGAUAAAUUAACUUGCAUGCUUAGUAAUGCGAUAAAGUUAGAAUAAAAUGCCAAAAAUGCAAUAUAUUUUAUCUAUCAAGUUAAAAAGAUCAGCAUGAUUGCAUUUCUACCUACAAAUAAAUUGUCAACAAAUAUAGGAAUUAGCAAGAUAAAUUGAUUAAGAUGAUAAACGUGUUUUGUCCGAACGGACAUUGCCUGUUUCCUUAAGUUGGGCCUGCAGAAUUUCAUAUUAAAUAAUAUGGAUUUCACGGAGGAAACACUUAGUGUGACUACUGUAGGAGAUCAAUGCUAUAGAAGGACAAGCUAUACUGGAGAUGCUAAGAACUUUGUGAUUAUGACAUUUGCCACAAAUGCAUUUAUACUAUUAAGAAAUGA